CCGGUUUGGCGCAGUCAGCAGCAGUCAUUUAGCGGUAAAAAACCUCAUUUUAAUUUAUAAAAUACACAGAAUUUGAACUAGUUUCUGAUUAUUUUCGUGUUUUUUUCUUUUCACUCCGCCAGCGGAUUAUCCGCUCUGUUAAAACUCCCUUCAGCGUCUCUGUCGGACACUGGAUACACUGACAAUUCGGAUUAUAAUCCCACUAACGGACCGUUUUCAUUGGAUUCAAUCCGUUCAGGAGGCGAACUUGGAACCGGAGCAGAACCGAACAGGUUAUCCUCGGUGGUUCUGGUUAGGAAAUUCGCCUCAGAAGAACGGUUGUAGUUCCAGUGUUAGAAGCUAAUAUUCGGUAUUGUUUUGGGGAGCAGACGGAGGGACAUGUGACGUGGUGUUAGUCCGUCCAUCAGUUCGCUUUUUUCUUCCUCCUUUUGUUGGUUCGGUUCGGGUUUAACAGAACAUUUAUGAUUCAGCAGCAGGGGACCCGUCUCCUCGCCGGUGUGUUCUGCCAGUGUCGGUCCGCGGAGACCCACGCUGGCGUGGACCCGGGUGGAGGGUGUGGGCCCCCUCCCUCUGUCCACCCGCAGUCCUCCUCCCAGGACUCUCGGUCCGGUUCGGAGAUGGUGGACCAUCCGUGUGACAUGUGCGGAGGUCCGGAGCAGGAGCACCGCCUGAAGGUUCUGUUCCAGAUCCUGGAUGUGAACGGGGACGGAGGGAUCUGCGUGAACGACCUGACCAUCGGUCUGAAGAAGCUGGGAGUCCACCGAACCGAGCACGAGCUCAUGAAAAUAGUCAAAGCAGGAGAUAAAGACCAGGACGGGCAGCUGGACUUCGAAGAGUUCGUUCAUUACCUCAGAGACCACGAGAAGAAACUGCGGCUGGUCUUCAAGAGCCUGGACAAGAAGAACGACGGCAGGAUCGAUUCGCAGGAGAUCAUGCAGUCCCUGCGGGACCUGGGCAUAAACAUCUCUGAGGAACAGGCUGAGGAGAUUCUGAGAAGCAUGGAUAAAAAUGGCACCAUGACCAUCGACUGGGACGAGUGGAGAGAUUAUCACCUGCUGCAUCCUGCGGACAACAUUCCUGAAAUCAUCCUGUACUGGAAACACUCCACGAUCCUGGACGUUGGUGAGAGUAUAAUCGUCCCUGAUGAGUUCACAGCAGAGGAGAAGAAAACGGGCAUGUGGUGGCGGCACCUGGUGGCUGGUGGUGGAGCGGGAGCCGUGUCCCGGACCUGUACGGCGCCUCUCGACAGGCUUAAAGUUCUGAUGCAGGUUCACGCCUCCAAAAGCAACAGCAUGCGCAUCGCCGGCGGGUUCCUCCAGAUGGUCAGAGAGGGCGGGGUGAGGUCGCUAUGGAGAGGAAACGGAAUCAACGUGAUCAAAAUCGCUCCGGAGUCUGCCAUCAAGUUCAUGGCGUACGAGCAGAUAAAACGGCUCAUCGGAAGCAACCAGGAGACGCUGGGAAUGACGGAGAGGUUUGUGUCCGGCUCUCUGGCUGGAGCCAUCGCUCAGAGCAGCAUCUACCCCAUGGAGGUUCUGAAGACGCGCUUGGCCCUCAGGAAGACGGGUCAGUACUCUGGGAUCGUGGACUGUGGCAAACACAUGCUCCAGAGGGAAGGAAUGAUAGCUUUCUACAAAGGUUACGUCCCCAACAUGCUGGGCAUCAUCCCCUACGCCGGCAUCGAUCUGGCCGUCUACGAGACCUUAAAGAACUACUGGCUCCAACGCUUCGCCACAGACAGCGCUGAUCCUGGAGUCUUUGUGCUUCUGGCCUGUGGAACCACCUCCAGCACCUGCGGACAACUGGCGAGCUACCCUCUGGCUCUGGUCCGGACGCGGAUGCAGGCACAAGCCUCCGUGGAGGGCGGACCUCAGAUGACCAUGACGGGCCUCUUCCGGCACAUCGUCCGGACCGAAGGAGCGCUGGGACUCUACCGAGGCCUCGCCCCCAACUUCAUGAAGGUCAUCCCAUCUGUCAGCAUUAGCUACGUGGUCUACGAGUACCUGAAGAUCGCGCUGGGGGUCCAAUCCAGGUGAAGGGACCCAGAGCUCGGACCCCAGCUGGCCAAAAAGUCCCCGCUUCCUCCUUCAUGUUGGACUGAACCGAUCAGCAGGAAGUUUUGGACUGAAGGAUGGUGAGAAGUCGUGAAGGAGGCAGCCGGGCUUCCAGCGUCUGUUUGCUCUGAUUUUUUUAUUUUAUUUUCUUAGUGCUUUAUCACCUCUGAGUCUUAAUUCAAACACCAGUUGAUGUGACUGAGUUACUGGAAACCAGAGGAAGAGAAGCUUCCUGAAAGGGUUCAAGUCUCUGCUGGAGAUUCUGAUCAAACAUCAGAAGCUUUGGGCUGUAAAGGAACUACUGAACCCAGCUGAGGUUAAAAUAAAUCAUCAUCACAUGUUCCUCCAUGUUCCUCCAUGUUUCUGCUGUUUGAUCAGCUGCUGUCAGCCCCGCCCUCACAAAGUGACCCGACUGGGAUCAGCGGCAGCUCCGAGCACAAGCAGCUCAGCAUCUUUGUCACGUCAGCGAUGAUGAAGAUCCUCUUCAGUUCUAACAGUUCGGUUUAUGAAGUUGGACCUUCGGCGCCUCCUGCAGACCAUGUGGGUAAAAAAAAAGAAAGAUUUAAGACAUCAGUUUUUUAUUUGAGUUUUAGACCUUUGGUAAAGUCAAUCAUCUCAGCUCCUCCGGGUCCUGAUGGGUUCUGAUCCAGAAUAAAGUAGCGAUAAACUGAUGGACCAGAACUUCAUCAGCAGUUAUUGGGAUGUUGCUUCAGGUUUUGGUGCAGAAGAAAGACCUGAGCUGAAGUGAAGCGUUCGUUCUCUGUCAUCUAGAUUUAUAAUCGGUUCCGGCCUGAUGGAGCUGGUUGAUCCUCAGCCGCGGUACGAAGACGCAGUGGACAGGGUUAAAGGUUAGACACAGCUACAGAAGCUGCGAUGCUUAGAAGUCUUGUCCUCCGAAACGUCCAACAUCUCACAUUUUCUCUCAUCACUCCUUUAAACUGCACAGCUCAGCCUGAUGCAUUCAGGCUUCCUCAAAAAAGUCAGAAAUAUCAGUAUUUAGGGAAACUUUAAAGUUGUUGGAUCUUAGAGAAACUCCGGAGGUCACGGACUGAUUCCUGAUCUUGGAUUAAACCUGAAGUCACAGACUGAUUCCUGAUCCUGGAUUAAACCCGAAGUCACAGACUGAUUCCUGAUCCUGGAUUAAACCUGAAGUCACGGACUGAUUCCUGAUCCUGGAGUCACGGACUGAUUCCUGAUCCUGAAGUCACGGACUGAUACCUGAUCCUGGAUUAAACCCGAAGUCAGGCUGAUUCCUGAUCUUGGAUUAAACCCGAAGUCAGGCUGAUCCCUGAUCCUGGAUUAAACCUGAAGUCAGGCUGAUUCGUGAUCCUGGAUUAAACCUGAAGUCACAGACUGAUUCCUGAUCUUGGAUUAAACCCGAAGUCAGGCUGAUUCGUGAUCCUGGAUUAAACCUGAAGUCACGGACUGAUUCCUGAUCUUGGAUUAAACCUGAAGUCAGGCUGAUCCCUGAUCCUGGAUUAAACCUGAAGUCACGGACUGAUUCCUGAU
Cyprinodon variegatus (sheepshead minnow) is the source of this 3560-nucleotide messenger RNA. RefSeq names its product calcium-binding mitochondrial carrier protein SCaMC-2-like. The transcript has 10 exons. The coding region runs from base 462 to 2033 and encodes 523 amino acids. Gene Ontology annotation, cellular component: mitochondrial inner membrane. Gene Ontology annotation, biological process: transmembrane transport. The record is from RefSeq and is a predicted model, not a curated record. Lineage: Eukaryota; Metazoa; Chordata; Actinopteri; Cyprinodontiformes; Cyprinodontidae. Gene Ontology annotation, molecular function: ATP transmembrane transporter activity; calcium ion binding.